Molecule: messenger RNA, 1954 nt
Organism: Pteronotus mesoamericanus
Lineage: Eukaryota; Metazoa; Chordata; Mammalia; Chiroptera; Mormoopidae
Gene: CPLX1
Product: complexin 1
Exons: 4
Coding region: 164-568 (134 amino acids)
Biological process (GO): neurotransmitter transport; regulation of neurotransmitter secretion; synaptic vesicle exocytosis
Cellular component (GO): SNARE complex; terminal bouton
Molecular function (GO): syntaxin binding
Source: RefSeq, a predicted model, not a curated record
CAGUUCCUGGGGCGCCACAUGGACCCGGCCGCCCGGAGCGCGCCCCGCCGUUGACCGCCCGUACGCCGCCUGCGCCCCGGCCCCGGAAAGGCACCGGACACCGCCACACUUGCCUGAGAGCUCGGACCCUCCGAGGAACCACUGAGGAGUCAAAGCCGUUGUCAUGGAGUUCGUGAUGAAGCAGGCCCUGGGAGGGGCCACCAAGGACAUGGGGAAGAUGCUGGGGGGCGACGAGGAGAAGGACCCCGACGCAGCCAAGAAGGAGGAGGAGCGGCAGGAGGCUCUGCGGCAGGAGGAGGAGGAGCGCAAGGCCAAGUACGCCAAGAUGGAGGCCGAGCGCGAGGCCAUGCGGCAGGGCAUCCGGGACAAGUAUGGCAUCAAGAAGAAGGAGGAGCGCGAGGCCGAGGCCCAGGCGGCCAUGGAGGCCAACUCGGAGGGCAGCCUGACGCGGCCCAAGAAGGCCAUCCCGCCAGGCUGCGGCGACGAACCGGAGCCGGAGGACGAGAGCAUCCUGGACACGGUCAUCAAGUACCUGCCAGGGCCGCUGCAGGACAUGUUCAAGAAGUAACGCCCGCCCCGCCCUCACCCGCCCCCCGCCCGGCCCCGCGGAGGCCCCCAGGGAGGCCGGGAGCAGAGUGCAGCCCCAGCGCGACACAAGCCAUAGUCCCCGUCCCUGCGCCCCGCGCCCCUCGCGGGGGCGCCUCUGCCCGCCGCCACCCCUCCCCGCACUGCCACGCGCCCGCCACGUGGGAGGGGCGUCGACCCCCAGGGACCCUGACGUCCGUGCCGGCGGCCGGGGUCCAGCCCCCUGAGCUCCCCCUGAGCUGGAGGGUUGGACCCCUGCCUCGAGCCCGGAACCCCCUGACCACCCCUGCCCCUCACCGCCCGCCCAGCAGCGUCUGAGGCCGCGCCACCGGCCACCCCUCCGCGCUUGAUGCGCGCUUGAUCGGCCCCAAACUCAGGAGCACAGCCAUAGUGGGGGGCGGGGGCGCGGUGCGGGUUGGAGGCGGCGGGAAGGGCAGCGGCCGGUGCCUGGGCCCCUCCCUGUCCGAUGCGCCGGACCCGCAAGCACUCCUCCCACGCUGACACCCUGCGCGGCCGCCCACCUCUCCGUCUGAACCCGUCGCGUUCGUCGUCGUCCGUCCGUCCCUCCCCCGGGCCCGCUCCUCCGGGCGCCGGGGCCCUUUUCUAAGCUGAAGGAAACAAAGCAAUACGAGUGGGGGACCCCCACCCCCGGAGUGGAACACGUCCUAGUACGUCAGCCCGCCCGAGUCCGGCACCGCAAGCCCGCCCUCCCGAGGCUGCGCGAGGGAGACCCUGCUCCCACCCUCCGGCGGAGGGAGCCUUGACCGGAGGGGUGUGCCCGCCCCCGCCGCUCCCUCCCGCCGGGCGCCCCGAGGCGUGGCGCGCGCCCGGCGGAUUCGACAGCGGACCCCGCAGCCCUGCUUGCCCCCGUCCCUGUUUAAUUUGCAUCACAUGCGUUGAAUCUCAGGUAAACGAGGUCUAGUGUCUUCGGGGAGUUUAUCUGGACUGAAAGCCGGUGGCCUUGGUAUGCGCGUCCGAAAUCCGUCGAGGGCAGGAGUGGACGGCCGGGCGCGGCUCCGCAGCGCUGUUCAGAAAAGCCAUAACGACCAGACCGCAAUACGAACGGCGCGCCCUGCGCCCCGGCUCCUCCGCUGCCCCGUCUUCCUAGAUGCCCGUUUCCACGCUUCGGGUGCCCGCUCCGAGCAGGCAGGGCGUUGUCUCGCAGAAACCCCGCACCCGUCCCCCGCGCUUGGGGCGCCGGAGCAGCCCAGCUUCGCGUAGACCUUGGAUGUCGUCCGUCUGUCUGUCCUCGCGCCCGCGCCUCCUCCGCAUGUCGGGGGCGCGGCGUGUGUCCUCUCCGGAUGGAAUCGCAGCCAAUAAACACCACCGUGAUUUCAUACCGUGUGGACAUUCUCUCCGGAGACCUGAU